Molecule: messenger RNA, 1082 nt
Organism: Hirundo rustica (Barn swallow)
Lineage: Eukaryota; Metazoa; Chordata; Aves; Passeriformes; Hirundinidae
Gene: MPV17
Product: mitochondrial inner membrane protein MPV17
Exons: 7
Coding region: 209-583 (124 amino acids)
Cellular component (GO): cytoplasm; membrane
Source: RefSeq, a predicted model, not a curated record
GGCGGCGCAGGCGCUCACGGCCGGGGCCCUCAUGGGAGCUGGGGAUGUGAUUGCACAGCAGCUGGUGGAGCAGCGGGGGCUGCGUGGGCACCACUGCACCCGCACCCUGAAAAUGAUGGCCAUUGGCUUCUGCUUUGUGAGCUGGAGCAGGGCCAUGUAACCAGCCCUGGAGCCCCCCAGCCCUGACUCCUGUGACCAGUGAGGACAGAUGCUGCUCCUCACCCGCUGGCUCCUGCAGGGCCCUGUUGUGGGCAGCUGGUACAGGAUUCUGGAUUGGCUCAUCCCAGGGAAUACGAAAGUUGUGGCUGUGAAGAAGGUGAUCCUGGACCAGGGGGGUUUUGCUCCGUGCUUCCUUGGCUGCUUCCUGGCUGUCACCGGGGCCACCAACGGGCUGUCGGUGCAGGAUAACUGGUCCAAGAUCCAGCAGGACUACAUGGAUGCCCUGAUGACCAAUUACUGUAUCUGGCCACCCGUGCAAAUUGCGAACUUCUACUUUGUGCCUCUGCAGCACAGGCUGGCCGUUGUCCAAUGUGUUGCCAUCGUCUGGAACUGCUACCUGUCCUGGAAAGCGAAUCGGAUGUGAGACAGAAGCCGUGUCCCAUCCCUGUCCCCGGCCUGUGCGCUGCCUGUCCCCAGUCCGAGGGGGGCACAUGUGGCCGUGGACAGGCUGGGACACGCAGGCUCCUGCCAGCAUCCAUCCUGCUCUUUCCUCGGGGGAGCACCAUCCCCUGUGGCCACAGCCCCCACUGCCCCAGGGAGAAGACGGUGCCAGGACAGGCCUGGAUCCGCUCUAGCCGUGCUGUGCAGCAGCUCUGCCCGCGAUGCGCUUCUCCAGCUGUGCUCAAGCAUUCCCGAGCCCUUGCCUGCACGCAGGGUGCUCCUGCCCCGAGUGUCGCUCUGACCUUCCCCGUGGCACGCCCUGAGGGACAAGAGGAGAGGGAAUGGAGCGGGGCUGGCCCUGGGCUGGCUGUGCCGUGGGCACAGAACUGGUGUCACUGCAGGCUGAGGGUGCUCCCCCUGAAGACGGGGUUUGCUGUGGCGGUGCUGUGGACAGUCGGAGCAUCAAUAAACUGUGAUCUUCA